AUGAACUCGCGCUCUCUCCUCGCGCACGGUGCGCCGCGCCCGACAUGGGCCAGGGCGCAGGGGCGCCGGUCGACGGUCCAGGCCCCAGCGCGUCCGCGGGAAUGGCGGUUGAUGGCGGAGGGAGACGCGGCGGGGGCGCGCACGGGCCUCUUGCCUGGCACCGAACUGCAGGGCGACGGGCCGGCGGUGACGCUGACGGACAUGCUCCAGGAGAGCUCGGGGGACAGCCGGCCGCGCUUCGUCUCGCCGAUCGCCGACGUCCCUGGCCGCGACCCGUCCGCGCUGCCGCUCAUGGUGUACUUGCCAGGCAUCGACGGCACUGGCCUGGCCGCCGCACGGCAGUUCCCGCGCCUGAUGGAGAAGUUCGACCUGCGUGCGAUGACCAUUCCACCACAGAACAGGAGCGGGUUCCGGGAGCUGGUGCGGACAGUCAUCCGGUACAUCGAGGCCGAGUGCGCGGGCGCAGACAUCCACCGCCCCGUGUACAUCCUCGGCGAGUCCUUCGGCGGUCUGCUCGGGGCUGCGGUCGCCGAGGCGCUGCCCGACCUAGUGCACCGCGUCGUCAUGGUGAAUCCGGCAACGUCGUUUUCUCGGACGAACUGGCAGACGGUGGGGCCGCUGCUGGGCGCGGUGCCGGACCAGGCGUACGCAGCGCUCCCGUUCGCGCUCUCUCCCGUGCUCGGGAACCCGCUGCAGAUGGCCGCGGCUGGAGCCGGCAUCGAACUGCCCGCCACGCUGCAGGAUGCGCUCGGGCGGCGUCCUAACGGCCUUGACAACAUGUCACCGCCCGAGCUGGCGCAGCGCUUCGUGGCCGCGAUCGUCGACCUCCUACCAACGCUCGGCAGCCUCUCAGAGAUCUUGCCGCGCGGCACGCUUCUGCACAAACUGAAGUUGCUCGGGCAGGGAUGCGAGUACAUGGAGGCAAACAAUGAUGCGCGGUUGAAACGAGUUCGACAGCGCGUGCUCGUCGUCACGGGAGCCAAUGACCUCCUCCUCCCUUCAGACGAGGAGGGGGAGCGUUUGGCGCGCUUGAUGCCAUGUGCCAGGUCGGUGCUGCUGGAGGGGCGCUCGCAUGCGCUGUUGCAAGAGUCUGGAAUCUGCCUGACGAGCAUCCUCGUCGAGCAAGACUUCUACAUCACGAGACGGAGGUUCACAUCGCCCGCAGGCAACAAACCGCGGCCAUCGAACCCGAAGCCUGGUACGGUGGCGCCGCUCGAAAUCCCCACGAAGGGCGACGUCGUUGCGGACUGCAAGGAACUCAACAUCGAGUUGUUGCAGCGGGUCUGUUCCCCAAUCUUCCUCAGCACGGCAGAGGACGGUACCGUGGGAUUCGGCUUGGACCGCGUCCCGGAUCAGGGCCCGAUCCUUCUUGUCGGGAACCACCAACUCUUCGCGCCGGACCUCGGCGUCAUCAUCCAGGCGUUCGCCAUCGAGCGCGGGAUUCUACCUCGCGGUCUCGCGCACCCGGUCAUCUUCUCCAACCCCGGGAGCAGCUACCUUUCGGACGACGGCGAGACUGACGAUGACGAUGCGUGGUUCAAGUCCCGGUUCGGUCAAGCUCCGGCUCGUUCGCCUGGCGGAGGGGCCGGAGGCCUCGGUGCCCUGUUCUCGCGCUACGGCGCCGUGCCCGUCAGUCCAACGAACCUGUUCAAGCUCAUGAAAGCGAAGGAGGUGGGCCUGCUGUUCCCGGGCGGGGUGCGGGAGGCGUACAAGCGGCGUGGGGAAAAGUACCAGCUGUUCUGGCCAGAGCGCGCCGAGUUCGUUCGCAUGUGUGCCCGCCACGGAGCGACCAUCGUGCCUUUCAGUGCUAUCGGAGCAGAGGAUUCGGUUGACAUCUUCUUGGACUCGUCGGAGCUCCUCGACAGCCCCCUCUUUGGCAACAGUGUGCGGCAGGGACUGGAUGAUAUUCCGAGGGCGCGCCGCGGGGUCAGUGCCAACGACUACGACGAGGGCGACUUCGUGCCUCCCAUCCCGACGCCCAGGGUCCCGUCGCGGUUCUACUUCAAGUUCCACCGCCCGAUCAAGAUGAAGCCGUCCGACUUGGAUGACAAGGAGUACACGCAGCAAGUGUACAGCACGGUCAAGGCGGAGGUGGCGGACGGGAUCUCGUACCUGCUGCAGCGGCGAGAGGACGACCCAUACAGGGACACGGUGCGCCGCCUCGUGUACGAGACCCGCACUGGCAAGCAGGCACCCACCUUCACCCUCGAUUAG
Pedinophyceae sp. YPF-701 is the source of this 2214-nucleotide messenger RNA. NCBI's taxonomy places the organism in Eukaryota, Viridiplantae, Chlorophyta, Pedinophyceae. The record is from the annotation of a GenBank genome assembly.